GUUGAUCCCAACUGGACAUAACCAAAACCCGCACACAUCGUUCUGAAAGCCACGGCCCUGUCUCGAGGUUGGAUCAACAUACUGAAUCUUGGGCACUGUCAGCGGCUCCGGGAUCCUGUUAGAAGAUCCACACUCCAUGGACGCCAGAUCCGUGACAGCCACGGCAGCAGCCAUGUCCAUCUUGUCUUCGGAACGUCCGUCUGUUGCGCCGGACAUUAUCUGUUCUCAAAUAUCCUUCACAUUGUCGCUCAGGACAACGGAGUCGAGCUCUGGGAUGAGCUUGCGGAAAGCUUUGUAUGUGUCGUGGGCACGUUCACCUCUGCCAGCAGAGGCCAUUCGUUGUUGGCCAUGGCCGCCUCGUGGUCCAAACCCUCGGAAACUGCAACGUGAGCGCUCUCGAAGAGGUGCACGACCCGGUAGAACUGCCGUCCAGUGAAAUUGAGCGAAUUGUCCUACCUGGGAUCAUUCUUCUUCGGCGCCUUUUGCGCCUGAAGUGUGAUGACUUCGCGCAAGGCCAUGUUGUCGUCAGAGGAGUGUUGUGGCGAUGAGGGCGGCAGGUCAGUGAGAGGGUGACGGGGUGAGCUGGAGGAGGGGAACGAGGAGGAGAAGUGAGACAUGGUGGGAGAGGAGAAGGAAGGAUUGGCAGCCGCACAUCCUUUCAUCCGUACCCCCUGGCUGACUCCACCGCCGCCGCCAUCACGAUCGGUUGCUCUAUGGCUAAGUGAUUUCCCUGCGCACUAGUCCGUUUUGAGACUUACCCACUUCCGUAGUUGCUCUCCCUCACCCGUACCCGUCUCUAUUCCUGGGGUGAAGCCUCUGCGGCUACUGGGCCAUCAAACUUUUGUGUUUCAGUAUCCAACAAUGUAUGCACUGGUUCUUAUCUCGAUUUUAUUUGUGAUUUCUGCCAUGUCUCCGUGCACCGGCUGCGGACACAACUUUGGGAGCGCUUCAGCCUUGUCCUCGCACAUGAAGGCUUGCACCAGCUUCGACAAGAGCAUAUCUUCAACUCAAAACACGUUACUAGCCUUGAAAGCCACCCGAGCGGGGAAAGCGAGGAACUCAGUGGGAAGGAGAAAGAAGACGACUGAUCUGAGCAGUCGGAAAGAGCGAUCAACACCUUUUCCAUCCGAUCCUCCUGCGCCGUGUUCCCCUCAACCCGACCCCGACAUCGAGAUGCGACUGGGUUCUCCGCCAGGGUCUCCACCUGCUAUACCUGGUCCCAAAGACCAUGACCACGACAUGGAUCCUGCACCACCACCCCCAAAUCCACCUUCGCCGAGUCCGCCUCCUGUUCCUCCUUUUCCGAAUCCUCCUCCAUCCACUCGUCUCUCUGGUCGGCCGGCACGAACUGUUAGAAGACCAGCACGUUUCCGGGAUGAGAUACCAGAUCAGCUGCCGCCUGCUCCUCAAAUUGGCACGGCCGGGGAAGAACAUGAAGAAGAAGAGCCAGAAUUGGCUAUCCGUCGGGUUACCCUGCUUGUGCGCGACCGGUUCACCACGGCAGUGAACAAGUUUGGGCUCUAUCGAGAGUACCUUCAUCGCCCGACGUAUGAUCCCGACGCUCUUGUGGAUCUUGAGCAGCUAGCAAACAAACCGAAGCUGCUUGAAACCCCACCAGUUCCGGGAAGCACGGAUAGAACGCACAAUGUUCCCCCUGUUUAUGAGUCAGAGAAGCUGCUGUUUGGAUGGAACGAUAACGGGAACGUACAGAAGUCAGAUGGAGAGCUUGAAGCUCUGGUGCACGACGUGAUCCAACAACCGGGCUUCGAUCCCGCAGAGUUCAAGCGGAAUUGGCGCACAAGUGAUGCUCGUGCUCGAUUGGACAAGUCCUUCGAGAAGGACAAUCCGCUACUUCGGGAUUUCGAGGCCCGGACCGUCAAGAUUGAAGUUCCCUCUGGUUCACGAGAUGUCCCUCCCAAAUUCAUCCCUGUUCCUGGUCUGCUUAUGCGGAAGAUCACCACUAUCAUCACAGAGGCCUUUACCGGUCCUCUCGGCGAGCACUUCCACUUCUCACCCUUCAAACUCUUUUGCACAUUCAAGGAUCCUGUGAAUCCUGUACGGAUCUUCUCUGAGCUCUACAAUUCGAAUGUAUUCAUUGCUGAGCAUGAUAAUGUUCGUCUUCGCGGCAAGCUUCCUCCCGAUGCGCCUAAAUGCAAGCUUGAGAAGAUUGUGGCUGCGCUGAUGUUCUGGUCGGAUUCAACUCAUCUGGCCAAUUUUGGGCCCGCGAAGAUGUGGCCGCUCUAUAUUCACUUCGGAAACCUCUCGAAAUAUAUCCGUGCACAUCCAAGCUCAGGAUCGGCACACUACGCAGCAUUCAUACCUGAGAAUGCGUUUCUCGAAAGUCUGGGUGAUGAUUUCGAGCUUCAUAGGAUGCUCGUAGUUGAUCUCAUGCACGAGUUCGAACUGGGUGUCUGGAAAAAUGUGUUCAUACAUCUUCUGCGUCUGCUCGAAGCACAGCCUGGUGGUCAGUCUCUCAUUGGCACGCUUGAUUCUCGUUAUCGUCAAAUGCCUCGCUUCGGACGUGAUACCAUCCGUCGCUUCUUCACAAAUCCUUCCGAAAUGAAGAAGCUGGGCGCUCGCGACUUCGAAGACCUCCUACAGUGCGCCAUCCCUGCGUUCUCGGGCCUCUUCCCUGGCAAGCAUGACCGUCGAGUGUGCAGACUGUUAUUCCGGAUGGCCGAAUGGCAAGCGUUUGCGAAGCUGCGGAUGCACACUGAUCGUACCAUCAAUCAUCUCGAAACCCUCACUCCUCAGCUCGGAGCUCUGCUCCGGGAGUUCACCAAGACUACUUGCGCUGAGUUCGAGACGUAUGAGCUUGCAAAGGAGACUGCAGCUCGGAACAAGCGGCAUGAGAAUGCGGUUACUCGUGCACGAGAGGCUGAUCCAGAUGCGCCUCCGCCUGUUCGUCGGGCAGGCACAGGCGCAGGGCGUGUCAAGAAGACGCUCAACCUGAAUACAUACAAGACACAUGCGAUGGGUGAUUAUGUCACGACAAUCCUGGAUUUUGGUCCUACCGAUGGUUAUUCGACACAAAUAGGAGAGAGUCUGCACCGACUAAUCAAACGAUUCUACUCCGUCACAAACAAGCGCGGUUUUGAGGCCCAGAUUGGCCGUCGGGUGAUACGGCUUCAACGGGCCCGAGCACACGGAGCACUAUGGAAGAAGACUCAUCAGCACGUUAUUGGCAUCUCCCAACGCGACUCGCUAGGAGAUGAGCAACUCAAUUUGCACCAUCAGACCUCGAAAAGUAAUAAGUACCCGCUCGACACGCACACGUACUUCCGCACAAACCGCUCUGACCCGGCCUUCUUGGAAUUCAUUCCCAAACUACAAGAUCACUUACUUGCUCGCUUUGUUGAGCGCGAAUUCGAUGCAGAUGACCACGACGACUUCUCUGAUGCCGAUCGAAAUACCGUCCGACUUCUCGGCAAUCGCAUCCUCCGUUCAAAGACAAUCCGGAUCAACUACACCACAUACGAUGUACGACGAGACACCGAGACACUGAAUCCACGGUUACAACCUUUUGUCAUGGUGAUGUCUGCUGUUGAGCAGCCGGAUCCCUAUUGGUACGCGCAAGUUAUUGGAGUCUUCUCUGCUGUUGUCUUUCGAGAGCUGCAGGCAGGGCAAUACAAAGACUUGAACAGGGAGGAGAAGAUGCAAGCAGAUGCUGACCGUAUUCCCCGACGAAUGGAAUUCCUCUGGGUUCGCUGGCUUGGCCCGGUGCCUGGAACUCCAAUUGGAUUUCGCCGUGCCGCGCUGCCCAAGGUUGGCUAUGUGCCCGAGACAGACAAGUAUGCUUUCGGCUUUCUCGAUCCGGCUCGCGUCCUCCGCGGUGCACAUCUGAUCCCCGACUUCGACGGCGGCCAAACUAACUCUCUUUUGGAGACGACGGACCCAACGGCUGCGCGGAUUUCCGAUGACACCUCCGACUGGGAAGCGUUCUUUGUAAAUAUUUUUGCUGAUCGUGAUAUGAUUCUGCGAUACUUUGGCGGUGGAGUUGGACAUCAGAAAAUCGACACCCACGGAUUGGACGAUGACGAAGAAUGGAGUGACGAAGACGAUGAUUCGGACAAUGAGCGGCCGAUCAUUCCACCACCUCUGUAUGACUCCGAGGAAGAAAGAGACGAGGACGAGGAUGAUGGUGGAGAGGACGACGAGGAAGAGGAAGAGGACGAGCUGGAUCUGCCCCCCGAAGAGGAGGAGGACGCUAUUGUGCCCAGUCUUGGUUUUGCGGAGCCGUAGUUGAAGCCUUCGUUGGCACUUAGAUAUCGAAGUAAUCAAUUGCUCGAUCUCCUUUCUUCUGGCCUGCUUUUGCAACAGCAGCUCUACAUUAUGCUUAAGGUGUCGCAGACAAUACCGCGCAGUGGAGAUACGACCAGUAGCGAUCACCUAGAAGACAGAGUCUCAGCGAGUGUAGAGACACAGGAGCUAUAUCAUUAGCUGUACCUAGAAGACAGAGUCUAUGGUACAAGUCAUAAGUAAGGUCAUUAGAUCGUAAGAGAGAAUGCAUACCUCAGCGAGUGUAGAGACACAGGAGCUGAGGAUAUGGAGCGUAUAGUACUAGGUUUAUAUACCAGUCUGGA
Messenger RNA from Mycena citricolor, 4583 nucleotides. The record is from the annotation of a GenBank genome assembly. NCBI's taxonomy places the organism in Eukaryota, Fungi, Basidiomycota, Agaricomycetes, Agaricales, Mycenaceae.